AUGACGAAAGAGGAGACCCAAGGGCGGAUCCAACAAGUACUGGAAGCGGAGGGCGCGGAUCCAGGGUCACAAGAAGAUUUGAACGUCGACCUCCAAAGGACCUUGGAUCUGGAGGCGUCGGAUCAUACCGAGGUGGAUCCGCGCUGGAUCCACGCCCAUCGGUCUUUUAACGUGCUUAAAACCAGGAUUGCUACAACUCCGAUCUUACGGCAUUUUGAUCCAGAUCGGAAGGCCACAGUGGUGGUUGUUGGCCCUUCUGAGGAUCCUGGAUCUAAACUACAAUACGUUGGUAGGACGUCCGAUCCGUGUGCUAACACGACACUCAACAUUGGCAUGGCUUUUCAUUUCCACGGCUUUGCAAGGACGUCUGGGACAAUGGGCAGCUCUUUGGAGAUCCCCAAGUGUGUCAAAGGAGAGGAUGAGAUCCUGGGAGCACUGGCAGCUAGUAUCACCCCCAGAUCAGAAGUGGAUAAGGCGCUGAUCUCAAUCGCCCCCAAAAAGGAGCCAAGACGUAAGAUCCAAGCUCCGAUCCCCACGAUCAGACGAGAUGAGGAACUAUAUGUCGUCAGUUUCGAUGGAUCGGCUCGUGCCAAGAGAGGUGGGGGCGCCUACAGCGCGAUCUUGUGGAAGUUGCCCGAGUGGAGAGUGCUGAGGGCUAGAUCAGGAUAUGCCGAAGGCUUGACGGUGAAUGAGGCAGAAUACCAUGGGUUGUUACUAUGUUUGGAUCUGAUGGAAGAUCUGGAUCCACAGCGUCUUGUGAUCUGUGGCGACUCAAACCUAGUGAUCCGACAAGUGCGAGGAGAAAUCGAUUGUAAGGCGCCAGAUCGACUGCGUAAAUGGCCGGAUCAUGAACUAUUGCACGUCAAGCGAGACUGGAAUGGGAGUGCUGACAGCCUAGCAGGGGCUGCUCUACAACGACAAUGUGGGAUCGAGAUAGAGUCUGAUGUAGAGAUCCAGUAUCUCAUAACUUUGAAUCGGCUAGAUGAGAUCCUGAUAGUGAAAGCCGAGGAAGAGAUCGUACAGGUAUCAGCGGUGACAACCCGAUCGAAGGCUAGAUCGGGGGUACGUACUGGAUCUGAUCCAGGCUCUCUACGAGAGGAAGUCGUGAGAGAGCUACGGAACGAGCGGAUCCGACAAGCGCAGGACGAGGAGUCGUGGCUUGAAGAAGUACCUAACCGGAGAGAUCCGAGAUCUGACACAGGAAGAGGCUAA
Molecule: messenger RNA, 1212 nt
Organism: Phytophthora megakarya
Lineage: Eukaryota; Oomycota; Peronosporomycetes; Peronosporales; Peronosporaceae
Source: the annotation of a GenBank genome assembly